Messenger RNA from Cooperia oncophora, 714 nucleotides. The record is from the annotation of a GenBank genome assembly. Lineage: Eukaryota; Metazoa; Nematoda; Chromadorea; Rhabditida; Trichostrongylidae.
GAGAUUCGAAGGUGUUCGUUCUUCAAAAAAGGCCAUCACACCGCGUGCUCACCGUGGUUUGUGAACACUUUUACUGCUUCCCAUCACCCAGGAGGUCGCUUGUUUCAGAACACUACCAUGAAAUUCUACUGGGAAAUUGAGAGAUGUUAUGAGAACAAUAGUUCUGCAACAUCUGUAGAUGUAGUUAACCGCCUCAAGACUCGCGGGAUUAUCGUCAGCACUGCCCACAUCAAAAGGCUGCGACGGCGUCUAGGAUUCAAGAAAACUACAACCAAAUAUUGCCACACAAUAAGAGACACUAAUAAGCUGGCUCGUCUCGAUUUCUGUUCAGAAAUGCUUGCGGCAGGAGUAAUGUUUUCUGACUGUGUCUUUACCGACGAAUGCACAGUUCAAAGAUAUUGCCGUCUUGUGCAGGACAACGCGCCACCACAUAAAAGUCGCUAUACGAGCGACAAGCUUAGGAGCUGGGGGGUCGAUACCAUGGCGUGGCCCGCGGAGUCACCCGACCUUAACCCAAUCGAACUCGUUUGGGGCAAUAUGAAGAUCUGUAUCAGGAAGCAAGGAGUCCGCAGUUUGAACGACCUCAAGGUGGCUAUCGCCAAGUACUGGAAAACGCUCACCCCAGAAGUAUGCGCCAAAUACGUUGGCGGUAUCAGGAGGAGGAUGGAGCGUAUUGUAGAGCAACGAGGAAGAAAUAUUAUUGAGAAUAAGUAA